CAAUCUCCUCAACCCCAAGAUGCACUGAAGGCAGCUUGACGAACUCCUUGUCCAAUGGAUGCCCUCGGCCGGGUGAGUGAAGAGCUGAAGCUAGUGCUUCAGCAGGGGGGAGGGAAUGGAUCGGCCAGGCCUUGCGCUUGCAGGCCAGGGAGAGGGGGCGGCGGCCCCGGCGGCGGCGGAUGACCGAGAAGAGGGGGAGCCGCUAGCGGCUGGCCUGCUGCCCAUCUGGAGCCAGGGGUCGUUAUGCAAAGUGUUGGACCACAUUAAUAGUCGCGAUCCAAAUUAGGGGACUUUUUGUAAAAUAUGUGUCGAUAUUUGCACAAAACUCCUAAUUUGGAUCGCGAUCAAUAGUCGCGAUCCAAAUUAGGGGUAUUUAUGUAAAUAUGUGUCUUGUAUUUUUGUAAAACCCCCUGGCCGGCCAGACGGUGGCCGGCGGAGCGGCGCUGCUGCCGGCCGGCGUCGCGAUGCAUCAGGCGCCUCCGCUCGUCGAUAGGGCACGCUGAGCAGCGGCUAUGCCGCCGGCGCCGCCAGCCACAAGCGCGCCGCUGCCUCGACACCAUGAUUUACCCUCUCGACGGUGGUCUCGAUGGCUGCGGCCUUGGCGCGGUGGGCGCGACGGCGCCGUUGGUCCCGCUCUCGACCCCGUAGUCGCGGGCUCGCGACGCCGCCACCUCGCCGGACAACGCGGGGGAAGCCGCCACCGAGGCGACCGCCACGAGCCGGGGUCGGUGCGGCGGGAGCAGCCACGCCGCCGGCCGGUGCGCCGGUGCCGCGCGGGCAAGCAAGACGUUCAUCAUGCGGGGUAGGUUGCUGAGGCAAGAAAAUUUAGAACUUCAAGUACUCACUUCUUGUUGUACUAUGAGCCUGAUACAUGGCAUGGUUAGGUCGGAUGGUGAAAAUUACUUCACUUUUCCGAAACUUUGAAUCCAUUUUUCUCCCUCAAAAGAUAGUGACAGCGAACUUCUAUGUGACUGAGGCGACACUUGCCCUUGCUUGUCCAUGUAAGCACGUCCAGCAUGUAAGCUACUGGUAUCGAGAAGUCAUCCAUGGCGACGCAGCAGCGGGCCGGGAGGCACAACUUCUUUUGGAGAAGAAUACUUGCCGUUGUCAGAUACUAUUGCAAUAGCUGUCCUAAACUGUUGCAGCUUUGCUGUUCUGAACGACAAGUUGCAACAUAAAACAAGUUGGCAACGGCCCAGUUUGCAUCUCGUUGUCUCCGUCCCUUGCACACGCUUUGUUUAACACUGCGAGAGCGUGCUUUGGCGCCUAGUCCCAGGUGAUUAGGUGAAUUACUGUAAGAAAUGGCCGGCGGCUCCGACGACAUCGCCGGACGCCGGAAGCCGCCCCUGCCGUGUACGGUGCGCGUCCAGCUGGCCGCGCUGGCGCUCGCGCACCGCCCGGACGGCAGUAUCCGGAAGCUCAUCGUCUCCCUCGGCAACCUCAAGUCGCGCGCCAGCCCGCGCCCGGACGCCUCCGGGGUGCGCUCCGCCGACGUCACCAUCGACGCCUCCCGCGGCCUCUGGGCGCGCGUCUUCUCCCCGUCGUCUGCGUCCGCCGCGGACGAGCCGGUCCCCGUUGUCGUCUACUUCCACGGCGGCGGGUUCGUGCUCUUCUCCGCGGCGUCCCGCCCCUACGACGCGCUCUGCCGCCGGCUCUGCAGCGAGCUCCGCGCCGUCGUCGUGUCCGUCAACUACCGCCUCGCACCGGAGCAGCGGUUCCCCGCCGCCUACGACGACGGCGUCGCCGCGCUCCAGUACCUCGACGCCAACGCCCUGCCGGCCGACGUGGUCACCGUGCCCGUCGACCUCUCCAGCUGCUUCCUCGCCGGGGACAGCGCGGGUGGCAACAUCACGCACCACGUGGCGCAGCGCUGGGCGUCCAUGUCCGCAGCGUCGCCGCCGGCGCGACUCUGCGUCGCUGGCGCCGUAAUGAUCCAGCCGUUCUUCGGCGGGGAGGAGCGGACGGACGCCGAGGUGGAGCUUGACAGGGUGUCCGCGCUGUCGGUGGCGGGGACGGACCACUACUGGAGGGAGUUCCUGCCGGAGGGCGCGACGCGGGACCACCCGGCAGCGCGCGUGUGCGGCGACGGCGUCGAGCUCGCCGAGGCGUUCCCGCCGGCGAUGGUGGUGGUCGGCGGGUUCGACCUGCUCAAGGACUGGCAAGCGAGGUACGUGGACGCGCUGCGCCGGAAGGGGAAGGCGGUGCGGGUGGUCGAGUACCCGGACGCCGUCCACGGCUUCCACGUGUUCCCGGAGCUCGCCGACUCCGGCAAGCUCGUGGAGGAGAUGAAGCUGUUCGUCCAAGAGCAUAGGCCCAAGCGUGACGUUUAGAUAUGAUCCUCGUUUGGAGGAGGAGAUUACGUUCGAGUGGUCUUGCGUGCUCGACGUUAUUGUUGUUUCCGUGCAUCAUUUUCAUUGAAUAAAGCCCAUGAGUUAUACUACUUGCUCAAAA
Molecule: messenger RNA, 2451 nt
Organism: Setaria italica (foxtail millet)
Lineage: Eukaryota; Viridiplantae; Streptophyta; Magnoliopsida; Poales; Poaceae
Product: probable carboxylesterase 18
Exons: 1
Coding region: 1302-2330 (342 amino acids)
Molecular function (GO): hydrolase activity
Source: RefSeq, a predicted model, not a curated record